AUGCCCGACUCUUACGAGGUCAAAUCUCUCCAUCCUACUUUUGCAUGCGAAUUAUCUGGGGUAGACUUCUCCAAGCCCAUUACCCCGGCUGAAUAUGCCGAAGUUCGAAAGGUUGUCGACGCAUACGGAGUAGUAGUGAUUCGGAAUACUGGAUUGACUGACGAAGCCCACAUCGAGUUCUCAAGAUACUUUGGGGAUCUCGAUGAUGUCACUCCAUAUCAACAAGCUGGUAGAACGCACAGGCUUCCAUACAAAGAGCUCUUCGAUGCCGGUAACAUCGAUCCUGCUACCAAUGGAGUUGCUGCCAUGACUGACGCAACGGUUAUUGGUAACAAGGCGAAUGCUCUCUUCCACGUAGAUUCGUCUUUCAAUGCCCGACGAGCAGGUCAUUCGUUAUUACUCGCCCGAGAACUCCCUCCCAAAGGCACUGGAGGAGCUACCGAGUUCUCGGAUUCUCGUACAGCUUAUGAGGACCUUUCAGAUGACUUGAAGACCAAGCUCGAACCGCUCGUUGGAUAUCACUCUCUGUUCCACUCCAGGAAGACAGCCAUGCCGGAGUAUUUCAAAGACCUCGACGUAGAAAGUCUACCCAUGUCAAAGCACAAAUUGGUUCAGCUGCACGAGAGUUCCGGAAGGAAGAAUCUCUACUUCGCCUCAUAUGUGCACCACCUGGAAGGAGUCGAUAAAGAAGAGUCAGACGCUUUGAUCAAACAGCUCACCGAGCAUGUCUACAAGCCAGAAUAUCGAGUUACUGUUGAUUGGGAGCAGCCUGGUGACCUCAUCAUAUGGGACAAUACUUCUGUCAUGCAUCGAGCGACCGGCGGUACCUACGAAGGCAAAUUCAAGCGUGAUAUGCGAAGGACAACUGUGAAAGACAUGAGUAGUACAAAGUAUGGUCUCAACGGCGAGGGUUCAGUUUGGAGAGUCGGUAUGCCUUAG
Molecule: messenger RNA, 939 nt
Organism: Kwoniella botswanensis
Lineage: Eukaryota; Fungi; Basidiomycota; Tremellomycetes; Tremellales; Cryptococcaceae
Exons: 7
Coding region: 1-939 (312 amino acids)
Molecular function (GO): oxidoreductase activity
Source: RefSeq, a predicted model, not a curated record